Molecule: messenger RNA, 1000 nt
Organism: Paramecium sonneborni
Lineage: Eukaryota; Ciliophora; Oligohymenophorea; Peniculida; Parameciidae
Source: the annotation of a GenBank genome assembly
AUGUAAGAAAAGCAAUAAAUAGAUCACCAGAGUAGAUAAGUAGUAUUUAAAAUUUAUGAGGGAGAGUAAUAUAUUUUGAACAUAGGAAAUGAAUUUAAAUUAUAAGUAAAUAGAAGAGAUAGAAUUGGCAUUUUAUAAAUAAGUAGAAUAACUGAAACAAAUCUUUUUUAUGAAAGGUAAUGAUGUAAGUUUAAUUAUAAGACUAAGCGAUGAUACAAUGAUCAUAAUUAGGAAACAAAGAGAAAAAGAUAUGAAUUUAAAUAAAGAGAUAUCAUUUCGAUUAGAAAAGGAGGGAACAAUAAAGGGGAGAUAAUGGUGUUAAAUAAGAGUAUGAAUAAUAGAUAUAAGUAAUAUGUUUUGAGAGAUAAAUUGAUGUUUGAGAAUUGUCUUUAUAAAAUAAAAUAUCAAGAAAUACCAACUGAAAUAAAAUUAAUUAAUAUGGGUUCUUGUUGUUAAAGUAGCCAAGUAGGUCGAGAUUAGUAUAUAUUCCCAGAUGGAGGAGUGUAUACUGGAGAGUUGAAAGAUGGACUACCUGUACGAAUGAUAAUAAUUAAAAGCAUGGUGUAGGAGCAAUAUCAUUUGAAAAUGGAUCAUCAUUUGAAGGCCAUUUUGAGAAUGGAAUGAAAAAUGGUAAGGGUGUUUACAGAUGGGGUGAUAAUUCUUAUUAUGAUGGAGAAUUUUAGAAUGACGCAUUCAAUGGUUAUGGUGAGUAUUAUUGGAGUAAUGGUAAAUGGUACAAAGGAUAAUGGAUAUAAGGGAAUAUGUAAGGAGAAGGCUAAUUCUUUUCUGAUGGUAAGACAUAUAAAGGUGAGAAUUUUGAAUGAAAAUAAUAGGGGAGUUUGAAAAUGAUAAGAGAAAUGGGAAGGGAGAGUAAAUAUGGGCAAAUCGAUAAAAAUAUAUAGGAGAAUGGAGAAAUGGUAAAAUGCAUGGAAGAGGAUAAUUAAUAGAGCCAAAUGGGAGUGUUAUAGAUGGCUAAUGGGUGAAGGGAAGAAAGUAAUGA